AUGCAGAACGUCCAAUCCUUCCGCAUAACCGACGCCUUGCGCUGCACCCUGCUCAACGCGCCCAGGGGGCCGAACCUGGCUUGUCCUCGCCCAACCGUGGCCGGCAGCGACCGGCCAUACAUGCAGAGCGCCCGACUGUGGCGAAAUGCAGUAAUGCAGCCCAGAAACCGGCUGGCCGUGGCUCAUUGGCAGGGUGCUCGGCUGACCGGGUUAGUCUCUGCCCGUACCCGGGCCGGACACCGGGCGUGGGAUAUAGACGGCCUUUACCUCCCGGCGGAAAACUUAACGGAACGCCCCUGCAGCUACAACGACAAUGGCUUUCCAGCCAGUGACGCAACGGGACAUCAUGGAUUGGACGAGGCCGCAACAGAUUCCCUGUCAUUGCUUGAAGAGUUGUUCCAGUCGGCAGGGGAACGUUCCGCCGAGCGUAUAUUUGUAAGAUUAGCUUCGAACUGUCCCGCCAUUUCACUGGCCAGGCGUAGCGGUUUUGUAGCCUGUUUUAGCGAGUCGCUGCUGGAAGGCGCUGGCCCCGGAAUAGGCAACGGUUCAGCGUCCCCGCCAAAGAGGUCCAAUUCCGACGACCUGAUGCGGCUCCGGUUGCCCGCCGACAAUUACGGCCUGUUCCAACUGUAUUGCGCCAGUACGCCGGUAAGGGUCCGGCAAAUGCUGUGGCUCACCUUCGAUCAGUGGCUGGAUGCGCGGGACGCAGAUUGCAGCCGGCUGGCAGCGGGCCGGCAUCAGGAGUGGGUCGCCGAGCAUAAGGACAGAAUAAUUGGCUGGGUCAAGGUAACAGGCAGGGGUGGAACCUCAGAAGCGGAAGUGAUGGCCCAUCCGGACCGCCCCGAUCUACUGUUUGAGUUGAUAGACUUUGCCCUGGCCCGCGCGCCGCGUCUGCGGUGGCUGGUGCCUGACUACCAGGGACCGGUCAGCGACAGGCUGGCGGCUCGAGGCUUCCGGCAAGUAGCCGACUUUACGAUGCUGGUCAAAAUGGUGGCCGUUCCGGCUGUGCGUUACGGAAUGGCAACGGUGGAGGCGUGA
Geodia barretti is the source of this 1038-nucleotide messenger RNA. NCBI's taxonomy places the organism in Eukaryota, Metazoa, Porifera, Demospongiae, Tetractinellida, Geodiidae. The record is from the annotation of a GenBank genome assembly.